Cherax quadricarinatus is the source of this 5025-nucleotide messenger RNA. Lineage: Eukaryota; Metazoa; Arthropoda; Malacostraca; Decapoda; Parastacidae. The record is from RefSeq and is a predicted model, not a curated record.
GACUCCUGGGAACACAUGAUGUGUUACUGUAACGACUCGGCGAGAAUCAUGGACCCGACCCCUCUGCAGCAGACAGUGAUGGAGUCCACUGAGGUGACCUCCGACCCCCAGGAAGUCGACCUCUGUGCCCCCGGCUCCCCUACUGACCCCCCUACAACUCCCAACGCUGACCAGGCCUACGAGCCCUUAAGUUAUGAUGAGCUCUUCCCAGCCCUGCCCAUUGCAAAUAUGACCCAGACACCAACAGUGGAAGCUCCUAAAGACAAUUGGGCUAAGCACAGUGAAAUGCGCAUUGCCUCCUCAGUCAUUACCCAGGUAUUCCGUGUCCCCUAUGAAGAGCGAGCUAAACUUGACGGUAACAAUCAGUUUGGAGAAUCUGCCUCUUCUCGCAUCUGUGCAGACAUUACUACCCGCACUGGAGCACACAUUGAGAUCUCUUCAGCCAAGGAUCAAUCUUUGACUUUCUUAGUUACGGGCAAGACUGAGGCGGUUACCAAGGCCCGACGGCUUGUUCUUGAGAAAUUCCAGACACAGGCUCGUCAUACAAUCAAAAUACCCAAGGAUCAUCAUCGUUUUAUACUUGGCAAGAAGGGCAAGAAGUUACAGGACCUAGAAAUGAAUACUGCCACCAAGAUCCAAGUACCCAACACAAAUCAGAACUCUGAAGAAAUUGUCGUUAUGGGUACCAGAGACAGCAUUGAGAAAGCCAUGCAUGAAAUCCAGCUAAUUUCUGAUGAACAAAGUAAACAAGCCUAUGAAAAACUAGAGAUUCCCAAGCAGUUCCAUCCAUUUAUCUGUGGAGCCUACAAUGAAAAGAUUAAAGCAUUGAUGCUUGAAAAUGAGAAUAAUGUGCGUAUUAAUGUUCCACCGCCAAGUAUCAUGAAGAAUGAGAUAACCAUUGCUGGAGAGAAGGAAGGUGUUUUGCGCUGUAAGGACAUCAUCAUGAAAUCUUACAAAGACAUGGAACGAAAGUGCCAAACAGUAUCUGUAGAAGUUCGCAAGUCUCAGCAUAAGUAUGUGAUUGGUUAUCGGGGAGCUAACAUAGCAGAAAUUCUUCAAGAGACUGGAGUAUCUGUAGAAAUGCCGCCCACAGAAUCAACUACAGAGACAAUCACUCUUCGUGGACCUCAGGAUAAGCUGGGACAAGCUUUGACACUGGUAUAUGCCAAGGCCAACAGUGUUGUGCAGGCUGAUGUGGAAGCUCCCACCUGGCUCCACAAGUUUAUUAUUGGACGUAAGGGAGCCAACAUUCGCCAAAUUACUCAGGAUCUCCCCAAAGUUCAUGUAGAGUUCACAGACAAGCAGGGAGGCAUUAAGCUGGAAGGACCCCCAGAGGAAGUUGAAGCAGCCAGAGAGAAGCUCGAAUCCAUGAUAGCAGAGAUGCAGAGUAAACUGUGCUUUGAUCAGAUCACUGUCGAUCCUAAGUUCUACAAGCACAUCAUUGGAAAGAGUGGCUCAAACAUCAAUCGUAUUCGUAAUGAUACUGGAGUUUUGAUCAACAUAUCAGAGGCUGACGGUAGCAAUCUCAUUCGCCUUGAAGGCAGCCCAGAUGGUGUAUCACAAGCAAAGAAGGAAUUGGAAGAGUUGGUGGCCAAGAUGGAAAAUGAGAAGGAGAGAGACAUCAUUAUUGAUCAGCGUUUCCACCGAACCAUCAUCGGCACUAAAGGUGACAAGAUCAAGGAGAUCAGAGACAGCUUCAAUCAAGUUCAAAUCUCCUUCCCUGACCCAGGUGAACAGUCUGACAUUGUAAAGAUCCGUGGCCCUAAGGAUGAUGUUGACCAAUGUUACAUGUUCCUGAAGAAAAUGUUGAAAGAGCUUAAUGAAACAAACUACCAGGUUAAGGUCUCUAUCUUCCGUCAGUUCCACAAGUUCAUCAUUGGCAAAGGUGGUGCAAAUAUCAACAAGAUCAGAGAAGAAACCGGAACUCGCAUUGAACUGCCAUCAGAAGGUCAAAACAGUGAUGAGAUCAUCAUCACGGGCAAAAAAGAGAAUUGUGAAAAGGCUCGUGAACGUAUUCAGAAAAUUCAGGAAGAGUUGGUAACCAAAGUAAUUUUAGGAAACAUCAUCAUCAGCCAGUUCCACAAUUCAAUGAUUGGUGCAGGAGAGUUGAUUCAGAGUUUGAGCGAAUGAUGUGGAGGUAUAAAGUUCCCACCACCAGUGAAAACCUCAGACAAGGUCACAAUUAGAGGUCCAAAGGAGGAUGUUCAUAAAGCUAAACAAAUGCUAGUAGACCUCAGCAAUGAAAAACAAUUGGCCAGCUACACUGCUGAGGUGCGGGCCAAGCAGCAACAUCAUCGUUUCCUGAUUGGCCGAAGUGGAGCUAACAUCCGCAAGAUUCGUGAUGCCACUGGAGCCCGCAUCAUUUUCCCAACAGACAAAGAUGAAGACAAGGAAUUAAUUACCAUAAUUGGUAAAAAGGAUGCCAUUGCAAAAGCAAAGGCACAACUUGAGGCAACCAUUAAAGAACUUGAGCUCAUUGUGGAAGAUACCAUGACAGUGGAUCCAAAGCAUCAUCGACAUUUUGUUUCAAGAAGAGGUGAAGUCCUGCGUCAAAUUGGUGAUCAGUAUGGAGGAGUGACCGUCUCUUUCCCUCGGUCAGGUGUUCAGGGUGACAAGGUCACCUUAAAAGGAGCCAAAGAAUGUGUUGAGGGAGCCAAGGCUCGCAUCCAGGAGAUAGUGAAUGAUCUUGAAGAGAAGGUGAACUUGGAAGUAAUAAUUCCACAAAAAUAUCAUCGUACUGUGAUGGGUGCCCGGGGCAGUAAGGUGCAGGCACUCACUACAGAGUUUGAAGUACAAAUCAAAUUCCCUGAAAAAGACAGUGGCUAUCUUGCCAAUGGUGAUGAUAGUCAGGGACAACUAAAUGGUGAGGUUAAUGAAGAGGCAGCUGUGAGGCCUCAAGACAUUGUGCGUAUUACAGGCAAAAAAGACAGAUGUGAAGCUGCUCGUGAUGCCCUGCUAAAUUUAGUGCCAGUUACUGUUGAAGAGAACAUUGCCUUCAGACACCACCGCUUCAUUAUUGGUCAGAAAGGAGAAAAUGUUCGUAAUAUGAUGACAGAAUUUGAUGUUAAUAUUCAUGUGCCCCCAGCACAGGAUCAGAGUGAUGUUAUCAAGAUUACUGGCUCACCAGCUAACACAGAGCGUGCUCGGGAAGCUUUAAGAGAAAAAGUUCGUCAAUUAGAAGACGAAGAAUUAGACCGCAAGGCACGAUCUUUUCAGUUGCGGGUUGAAGUGGACCCUGAAUAUCAUCCCAAAAUCAUUGGAAAGAAAGGUGCUGUUAUCUCAAAGAUCAGGGAUAAACAUAAUGUCAACAUUCAGUUUCCUCCUCGUGGUGAUGUAGAGGAAAAUAUCAUCACCAUUACAGGAUAUGAAAAAAACGUACAUGAAGCAAAAGCAGCUAUCUUUGCUAUCACUGGAGAACUGGAUAAAAUGGUAAAGGACACUGUUGAAAUUGACAGCCGCAUACAUUCUCGUCUCAUUGGUACUCGUGGGCGGGCCAUCAGGAAGAUUAUGGAAGAAUUCAAGGUGGAGAUAAAGUUCCCUCGUGGAGAUGAUGAUCCAAACAUUGUUGUGGUUAUGGGGACUCAGGAGAAUGUUGAUGAGUGUAAGGAUCAUUUGCUUAACCUGAUGGAGGAGUAUAUGCAGGACAUCACUGAGAAGGAGGACAUGAAAGCAUAUAUGGCUCAGCCUUCACAGGGAACCUAUGAUGGCAGUUCUGGUGGUCAUAAGAAAACAGAGCAAGGAUUCGUGGUAAGUGGUGCCCCAUGGACCCAGGAAGCUCCAAACAUGGACUCGUCAGAAGACUUCCCAUCCAUGGGGGCACCAACUGUGGCUCAUACUGCCCCGGCCAUCUGGGGGCCCCGGCGAUAAGGGGGUAGUGGCUUUCCCAAAUCUACUACAGCCUCUGUACCCCCACUUCACUGUUAUGCAUCCUAUCAGUGGCUCGCUCAUAUUAUAUUAUCUAUGCAUAGAAUUUUUACAAUUAUACUGAGCAUUCAAUUCACAAUUGCUUGAUAAACUUUAAUCUGCAAACUCUUUUAGAAUUUAAUUACUCCACAAAGUUUUACCUGUUUUUAAAUUCUAAUGAAUAUUUUGAAAUAUACUAUACAGGUUUUGCUGGUAUUAUUUUUUACGUUGACUUAAACCCUAGGAUUAACUGGAUGCCAGUUGUUUUACAUGUACAUGGUGUAGGGACAAAGAAUUUAGCUAUAUGUAGCAAAGUUACUACUCUCCUAUACACUGGGCAGAUUGAUUGGGGGAUCAUCUCUGUCUAGUAUGUUUAUUACAUGAUGCUGUGUGGUUGUUUUUUUUUUUUUAGGGUAUUUUAAGUUAAAACUGUACUAGGUUGAACCCUAAGUUAAUAUUAAAUUAAAGGGGACACUAACACACACAUCACCUGGACUUAAUAUGCCACCACCAUUGUAGGAGCCCCACCAAGCUUCUGAAAGUACCAGGUAGUGGGAACAACACAACAUCACAAAUUGGAUCUUCCUCACUGUCUUGCUGCACGUUGACGACCCUUUACCUGAACCUGGCCAACGCUAAUUGGAAACAUUCGCCUGAGAAGUCCUUCUGCCAGUCUUCCCAAAUGUACACCAUUAUCAGCCCCUGGGUUGAAGGUGUCCCUCUGUGAAACACUGAAGCAAACUUUAUUAUACUCAGCAGCUAUGCCCCAGAUUUAAUGAUUAUUAAUGUUGUUAUUAUUAAUAUUAUUACUAAAAAUUUUAUAUUUUUUUUUCUUACCCGGUGGUAUCUUCACCUAUCUCUCUCGUCGGUUUGGAUGGCACACCUUUAAUCCAGGGAUUGUCAGGGGCUAUUUAAAUGACAUGAAUGUGGAAAAGAAAUUUGAAGUGUUUGUUAUAAUUUUGUUACUUUGAAAUGUAUUACAGUUGUUACUAUACUAUAUAUUUUGUGUAUUUCAAGACAGAGGUGAGGUUACAAGAGUAAUGUAGCACACAGGUCACUGUGACCUCAAGAUGCAAGUGCUGCUAUCUGUGGUUUUCACUUAAUAAACUUAUAUUGGUAUAA